AUGCGCUCCUCUUCGAAUCUCUCCUCUUCAGCUCUAGUGAGUUUUUUUACUACGAAAAAAAAUCCAGAAUUCUUUUUUGUCAAAAAAAGUUUUUUCAGAACUAUCUGGAAUCGCUGGAAAAAUCGUCGAAAGCUUUGCGAGGAAAACGGCGAGAAUCGAUUUCUGAGCUGAUUUCGAAAGUCAGACGGCAAACUUCGUUGUCAAGGGGAAAUUCGGAUGAUUUUGAUGGUUUGAAGUGAGUAUUUUUGGGGGCUCAUGAUUUUGAAAAACGUGACAAUUGGAGCAUUUUAAGCCAGGGGGCUUUCUAAACCGAAAAUUUUGGAUUUUUGGUGAAUUUUAAGCCCUGGGAAAUUUUUUGGGGGUUAUAAGGUAACUUUUCAUUAGAGGGCUUUAAAGAAGACGAUUAAAAUUUUUGGAAAUUUUGCUUAAAAUGAGCAAUGAUCAUAUUUUUACAGCGACUCUUUUAACAGUUCCGAAUCACGCGGUGAAAAACUCCUCAUUCUCUCCUCAACUUCUUCCUCCGAAUCCACUGAAUCCGACUCGGAAGCCACACAAAUUCAACGAAUAUUGCCGCGCGGAACACCGGGCAAUAAACCCGCGCGGAAGAGUUUGGAUGAGCUCCGCGAGCUGCGAAACUCGAUCGAUCAGAGCCUGAUACCCGAUGUUUCGGGACCGCCGAAAAAAGUUGGGACUGAGAAAUCUGGUGUGGAGAAGGUGAGUGAUUUUUUGGGUCCUUGAAUUUUCAGAAACUGAAAUUUCAAAAAAAAACUUGCCACGUGGAUUUUCUGUUCAAAAAUUUUCAGAAUCUGAAAUUUCAGUUUAAUUUUUGCCACGUGGAUUUUUUGACCCAAAAUUUUCAAAAUCUGAAAUUUCAAUUUAAUUCACGUGGAUUUUCUGGUGCAAAAUUUUCAGAAACUGAAAUUUCAAAUAAUUAUUUUCCCAGUGAAUUUUCUGGUACAAAAUUUUUAGAAUUCAAAAUUUCAAAAAAAAAAAACUUCACUUGAAUUUCACCUAGAAUUUUCAAUUUUUUGCCACGUGGAUUUUUGGACUUAGAAUUUUCAGAAUCUGAAAUUUCAAAAAAAAACUUGCCACGUGGAUUUUUGGUCGUAGAAUUUUCAGAUUUCAAAUUUUCGAAUCAUUUUUUGCCACGUGAAUUUUUGGUCCUGAAAUUUUCAGAAUCUGAAAUUUCAGUUUAAUUUUUGCCACGUGGAUUUUUUUGACCCAAAAUUUUCAGAAUCUGAAAUUUCAAAUAGCUUUAGUCCACGUAAAUUUUCUGGUCGUAGAUUUUUCAGAAUCCGAAUUUUCAAAAAAAAAAAAUUGACACGUGGAUUUUUCGACCUAGAAUUUUCAGAAUCUGAAAUUUCAGAUCAUUUUUCUGCCACGUGGAAAUCCACAGUAUCCCCUCCCCCACAGUCAAUUCUCUUCUUUUCAGAAAUCCACAUCUACAGUACCCUCCUCAUCCUCUUCAUUUUCCUUCCUAACAUCUAGCGUACCACCUUCUCGAUCCUCACCUACAGUAACCCAGACAUCUACAGUACUCCCGAAAAAAUCACCGUUCAAAAAACAAAUCGAAAGCGAAAGUUCGGAUGCGGAAUCGAUUAUUUUUGAUGAGGUUUUUGAGGAGCCUGAAGUAAAGGCUCCGCCUAAGGUUAGGCCUGAAACUAGGCCUGAGGUUAGGCCUAAACCUAAACCCAAGCCUGAAAGCUCUUCGGAAUCUGAAAGUUCGGAAUCAGAAUCUGAAGAUGAAGAUUCUGGAACUUCUGGAUCUAGUGAAUCUGAAUCUGAAUCUGAGUCUCAAUCCAAAACUUCAAAAUCUGAAUCAGAAAGUUUCGAAUCUGAAAGUUCUGAAACCACAAUCAGAGAAUUGUCUGAAAGCCCAAAGAAGCCCGGACCAAAGCUUGAAAGCCCCAAAAGUAGUCCAGCGGACUCGGAAAAAUCUAGGUCAAAGCCUAAGCCCACAAGAAGCCCAGUGGAAUUUUCAGACUUGCAGUCUGAAAAAUCUGAAAGCCCUAAGAGAGCCCGGAAGAAGUCCAGAAGUCCGAAAAAGCCUGAAACUCCUAAACAAGCCCGAAAGAAGUCCGAGAAGCCUAGAAAAUCUCGAAAAUCGAAGGCCUCAAAGCCUAGAAGCCCGGAAUUCUCUGAAACUGAAUCUGAAGGUUAGUUGCCACGUGGGUUUUUGGGGUUGAAAAUUUAGAUGUGGAUUUUUUAAAAAUGAAUUAUGCCACGUGGAUUUUCAGCUUCAAAUAUUAAGCUCAAGCGUUUCACUAUGAAAAUUGUCUACGUGGAAUUUCAGCUCAGAAAUUUUGAAAUUAAAAAUUUCGAGAUUAAUUUUUGCCACGUGGAAUUUGAAUUCUGAAAUUUUACGUUUAAAAAUUUUGAGAAUCAGUUUUGCCACGUGAAAUUUGAGCUCCGAAAUUUUGACCUCAAACUUUUCACUAUAAAAAUGUGCCACGUGGAAUUUUGAGCUCCAAAAUUUCAAAAUUUUUCUUGCAGACUACCCAGCCGCCUCGUGUUCCACAAACUUGCACCAACUAAUGUCCACCGUAAUCUCGGACCAUCUGAAAAUGAUCGGAGAUUUCAAUCGAAUCGAAUGGGAAUCCUGUCAAGAAUGGAAGAAAAUUCUGGAGAAUUUCGAAAAAUCCUCGGAAAAUUGCGCGAAUUCGCAGAAUUUGAGGAAAAUUGUGGAGAGACGACUGAAAAAUCGUGUAUUUUAUGAAUAA
This is a messenger RNA of Caenorhabditis angaria, 2720 nucleotides long. The record is from the annotation of a GenBank genome assembly. Lineage: Eukaryota; Metazoa; Nematoda; Chromadorea; Rhabditida; Rhabditidae.